Molecule: messenger RNA, 726 nt
Organism: Rangifer tarandus platyrhynchus (Svalbard reindeer)
Lineage: Eukaryota; Metazoa; Chordata; Mammalia; Artiodactyla; Cervidae
Source: the annotation of a GenBank genome assembly
AUGUACAUCGACGUUACAUCGCCGUCGUUGAGCGGUAUCCCCCGCCCACCAUCCCGCACGGGCCAGGAAAAAUACCGGAUCACCGCGAAGAACCCCGACUUGUUUGCAUACGGCGGCAGCGACCCCGCAGCUAAAGACGUUGCGCACCAGCGUGACAGGCAAGCGAGCGACGCUGCCCCUCAUCGAAUGUAUGACGCGAAAAGGCGUAUGCGGGUCCCUUUCGCCGAGCUUGAACGUACUACAAACGAGCCGUUUUCUGGGCUCCUCAGCUCGCCCAUUUCUGAGCGUAGAAUCGUCAGUAUGGUGGGCCAAGCAGCGCUCUACGCCGCAAAUGAGUACACGGGCGGCACAAGCACGGCACUGUCAAUUCCCGCCAACAGGGGAGGUGCCGUCUCCCAUGCGACCCGGAGCUACUCCGUUGCGGCGCACUGCAGCAGCAAGAAAACUGAUGGACAUGAGACGAGAAUAGGGACAUGGGCGAGAGCAAAAGCUGCGGCUGGGAGAAACAGGAGCUACGGCACGCGCCGAAACGGCGCGGACCUGUCAAACGAUGGUGUAGUAUCGCUGCCUUGCUGCCGUCCCGCUGUGUGCAGACGCACACUUUCAGUACCUCACGAGACCGGACGGAAACGAGCAAAUGGCAAGCACCCGCAAUUGCGCAUGGCACAAUCUCGCGGGGCGACCGCGCUGCACAAGCCCUACGCUAUGGUUCACGGGAAGUUGUGA